Cylindrotheca closterium is the source of this 969-nucleotide messenger RNA. Lineage: Eukaryota; Bacillariophyta; Bacillariophyceae; Bacillariales; Bacillariaceae. The record is from the annotation of a GenBank genome assembly.
AUGAACAAAACAAGCCCAAACAACAAGAUUAUGGACAACGCUGAACCAGCCAAGAUCCACCAGAGCUCAGAUAGUAAUAACAUGGAUCUCAAGUCAUUCUUCCAGAAGCUAGCACAAGACAAUGGUGUUAAAGGAUUCAGUUUGGUGACUGACCAUGCCGUAUGCCAACGUCAUGAUGUGAAACGAAACUCUGCACCAUCCGUCUUCAAUGGAGCCACGCGUAAGGUUCUAUCCUCCGACGCGGCACCCAGCUGUCCUCGUCGCCGUAUAAGUGACGGAGACUGUGAGCAAACUUCGAAGUUGCUGUUCCUUGAGACGAUCUUCGAUGAGGUGGACAGCAUUCUUCACGAGGAUGAAGAAGGUAAUGACGACCAAUCUAUUGAUUCAAGAGAUUUGUCAAAUGUGAACCACGUCGCCCAGGGAAACAACGAGUUUGAAUCCUCCUUUCAACGCUUCAUCGCAGAACCGUUAGGGGACGAAUCUAGGGAAUCCAGCUCACGAUCUUCAGCUAGUCUGCGUGAGCAACUCGUUGCUCCUCGACUUCCAAUCCGCAAAGGAAGCAUUAGCGAGUUCGGUGGCCUUAGAGCUACUCGAACGCUAAGUUCUUGCUCUUUCAAUACCGCAUGCACUACCGCUGAAAGCUCCUUGGAGGAUUCUCCAAUGAUUGCACCGCAGUGUUCAAUUGAACUGUCUUGUCCUGCAUCACCUUCUCUACAAGCUCACUCGUGGCAGCGCAAAGAAGGCGAUGACUAUGAAUGUCCAGCAUCUGCUCCUACCACAAGGCAUGUACUUGAUAUGAAGGAGAUUUUCCUUUCUCCACUACGAGAUUCGGGAUCCAGCCACGGCCGACGGCGUCGACGACGAAGCUCUCGUCGCAACAGCUUAGACACUGGCUUUACCUUUCGCUCUUCCUUCAACUCCCAAUGCUUUGACGAAACAGAUGGCGAUGACAUCCUUUGGGUAGAGUAA